AAAACGUAGCGUCCCUUAAACCUCCUAAAACCCCAUUCCGCCAUGGCAGCCCUGAAGCUUCUCUUCUCCACGGCUCGUAGUCACUCCCGUUUCCGCCCCUCUCCGUUUCUCCGCUCCUUCUCCUCCGAAUCAUAUCAACCCCUUAAACCCCAGCCCAUCUCAAUCGAACCCGUCUCCUACGCCCCCAAACCCAAACCCGCACAACACUCCUCACCCGACCCGGACCCGGCUCCGGCUCCCGAGCAAACAGACACGACUCCGAAGGUCGGCAGCGGCGAUUCGGGUCAGGCGGCGUUGACCCGGGAAGAAGCCCGGUUCGUGAAGGAGGGGCCGUCCAUUACGCCGGUGUCGUACCAGCCCCGGGUGGCGCCGCUGCCGGAAGAUAAGGUUGUCGUCGGCGGCGGAUUUGCGGGGAAGGAGGAGGAGGAGCUGGAGAGGGAGAAGCAGAGGAUGGAGCAGUCUAAGAGGAGGGCGUUUAGGGCGGCAGAGACUGUGGCGGUUCCUUUUCCGACGUUUAUUAAGGUGGCGAAGAAGGAGAGGAAGCCCAUUCUUGAUUUGGUCGACGCAAUUCGACAAGUCAAGGCUGCUGCCAAGUGCAACUUUGAUGAAACCGUUGAAGCUCAUGUACAGUUGGGUAUUGAUGCCAAGCGAAAUGCGGUUCGUGGCAACAUGACCUUGCCCCAUGGUACUGGAAAGGUAGUCAGGGUUGCUUUCUUUGCUGAAGGUGCUGAUGCAGAUGAAGCUAGAGCUGCUGGAGCAGAUAUUGUUGGCGGUGUUGACCUUGUGGAGGAAAUUGCAAGCAGUCGUAAACUGAAUGUUGACAAGUGUUUUGCAACAAAUGAAAUGGUUAUACGUCUAGCGAAGAUAGCGAGGAUUCUUAGAGAGCGUGGUUUAAUGCCUGACAGAAAACUAGGUACUGUGACUAAUGACAUUGUUGGGGCACUACAUAAAGUAAGGCAAGGUCACAUUGAGUACAAAAUGGACAGAACAUCAAUUGUCCAUGUUGGGCUUGGAAAGGCAAGCUUUACAGAGGAGUAUAUCCGUGAGAAUGUUGGUGCAUUUAUGAGUUCUCUUUUGCUGGCAAAGCCUACGGGUCUAAAAAAGUCGUCCAAAUAUGCUGGGUACAUCAACUCCUUCCACAUAUGUAGCACAAUGGGCUCUAGUUUUCCAGUUUCAAUACAGUCAUUAUCCAAAGCUGCAGAUAGCUACAAUAAAAUGCACCUCAAGUCAUGAGCUCUGCUGACAUAUCCAGCCUAGAUCAAAAUCAAAUUUUCUUUUAUUUAUUUUUGUUACUUUAACCUUUUGGGAACAGAGGGCUUUGACUUCCUCGGAGCAAGAUGUUGAUCUACUUAAAUGGAUUAGUAUAUCUACGUGGUCUGAUCUAUCAGUCUUAGUUUUGCUUCAGUCUUAUGGUUGGUAGUACUGCUCCCUCAUCUACAUGAUCGUAAUAUUUGUUGUAAGGUCCCAUCAAAAUCUAGUGUAAUUGACUUGUUCAUUCUCAGAAGUGUCAAACCAAAGAGGGUCACUGUUUUGAUUUAACAAGCUAUUUAACUGUUUUCUUGAUGAAUAAAAUUAUUGCUUCAAUUUUUCAUGGAUGAGGAAUUGAAGAUCCAAAUUUCUCUCCUGAACUUGAAGUAUAUGCGCUUCCACGACU
Molecule: messenger RNA, 1654 nt
Organism: Argentina anserina (silverweed cinquefoil)
Lineage: Eukaryota; Viridiplantae; Streptophyta; Magnoliopsida; Rosales; Rosaceae
Exons: 10
Coding region: 43-1233 (396 amino acids)
Source: RefSeq, a predicted model, not a curated record